This is a messenger RNA of Lodderomyces pseudojiufengensis, 1059 nucleotides long. RefSeq names its product RNA polymerase specificity factor. The record is from RefSeq and is a predicted model, not a curated record. The transcript has a single exon. The coding region runs from base 1 to 1059 and encodes 352 amino acids. NCBI's taxonomy places the organism in Eukaryota, Fungi, Ascomycota, Pichiomycetes, Serinales, Debaryomycetaceae. Gene Ontology annotation, biological process: transcription initiation at mitochondrial promoter. Gene Ontology annotation, cellular component: mitochondrial DNA-directed RNA polymerase complex; mitochondrial matrix. Gene Ontology annotation, molecular function: mitochondrial transcription factor activity.
AUGAGCAAAACUAAAGUGCUACGAUCGUUGAACCCAAGACUUCAAUACUCAUUCCAGAGUCUACCUAGGUACACUCAUGGUAAAUCUCAGUUGAAGUAUCCUGAAGAUUGUCAAAAUGUAAUCAAUAAGUUGAAUAUAAAAGAAGACUAUAAUCAAAAUCAUAAAUUGAACAUAAUAGAUGUCAACCCUGGCUUUGGAUUAUUCUCAUCGAUGAUAAACUACGAAUUACAACCCAAAAAGCAUGUUUUGCUAGAAAAAUUCGAUGAGAAUUAUAAAAAUUGGAUGAAUAGAAUUGAAACUUUGAAAUCUGAAUCAAAUAAUCAAGAAAAUUUUGAGAUUUUGAAAAAUGAUCCUUUCGACUGGGACACGUAUACUAAACUAUUUAACGAUGGAGUGAUUGAAGAACCAAAUGUAAAGUGGGAUGAUAAAAUAAAUGAUGAGCUUUUAGUGUUAGCAAAUUGGACAGGAAAAUCUGAUGAGUCAAUAAUAGCCCAAUGGAUUGGAUGUUGUGGAAAUAGAAACUGGUUAAUGAAAUAUGGGAAAGUUAGAAUGAUUAUUUUGAUGCCAUCAAUAACAGCCAUGAAAUUUUUGAGUGAACCAGGUUUUCGCAAAAGAAAUAGAACUUCAUUGAAAAGAGAUUUAUAUACCAAGACAAAAUUAAUUGCCAUAGGUGAAGAUUCGGAGAUAUUAGGUCAAGGUUACGAUCCAAGAAUACUCGUUAGAGAUCAACCAUUAGUAAUAAAAAAGAACUCAUUUAUUCGAAGUCCUGAUGUGGCAAUUAUUGAAAUGACACCUGGUGAACAUAAAAGUGAUUCAAUUGCAAAUAUAGAGCAUUUAUUAUCUGGUAUAUUUGUGAGCUCAUCAAAAUUGAAAGAUCUAUUACCAAGGUUAGCUCCAGGGGCUGAAUACUUACAAAAUUAUUUAACUAAUGAAACACUUGAAAAAAGGGCUUCGGAGUUCACCACUGAAGACAUAUUGCAAUUUUCAAAUGCGUAUGAACAGUGGCCUUUCAAACCGUCUACGGAAGAAACAUUCGAUAUUAACGAAUAUGAUUUUUAA